GCGUGGAAAAAGUGCCGCAUGACGAAGUUGGUGCAUCUUCUUCCUGCACCGCCCUCUACGCCCUACAGAGUCUACGUACCCCCAAAGUCUUGACAUUCGCUCAUUCACUUCUCCUGCUGCCUGUAUAUUUCAUGGUUAUCUUCUCUACCAGAUCAGAAACGUUUUUACAACCUGUCUCAACAUUGAACCCUUCCGCGCAGUCUUACCCCGGAUUCAAGUCCCCUCGACCCCCACUGCUCAUUGAGCCCGUCAGCUUCCGAGUUAAGACUUGAUCAAUUCCGCACAAUACGAACCACUUCUGCCUGCGCAGGCUCAUAUUGGGAGCAUAACGUUGGAUUGAGAAGGAGGUCAGAGGCUCUCGAAAUCAUAAAACAAGAUGCCUUUCGGUAUCAAUAAUCCGUUGCCGGCGUCCAUGAGAAGCGAGUGCAAGAAAGCAGGCAAGAUUCUAGCAUCCUUCGUCGACCCUAGACAAAGCUUCGGCCCAGACAAAGUCAUCCCUCCUCAGAUCCUGGCAAACGCAAAGGGUCUCGCAGUCAUCACAGUCUUCAAAGCUGGGUUCCUUGGUUCUGGUCGAUUGGGCUCCGGUAUUGUUGUCGCACGAUUAGCAGACGGCUCGUGGUCAGCUCCCUCGGCCAUUGCCACCGCUGGUGGUGGGUUCGGGGGUCAGAUCGGUUUCGAGCUGACAGAUUUUGUCUUCAUCCUCAACGAUGCCGCCGCCGUUCGAACCUUUGCACAAGCCGCGUCGGUCACGCUCGGCGGGAACGUCAGUAUCGCAGCUGGCCCGGUUGGUCGAAACGCGGAAGCAGCAGGUGCGGCCAGCUUGAAGGGAGUGGCCGGUGUCUUCUCCUACAGCAAGACAAAAGGACUGUUUGCAGGCGUCAGUCUGGAGGGGAGUGUGCUGAUCGAAAGAAGAGAUGCCAAUGAGAAGAUGUACGGCGGUCGGAUCACCGCGAGACAACUACUUGAAGGCGCCAUCAGACCUCCACCAUCCGCCGACCCGUUAAUGCGAGUCCUAAACACGCGAGUCUUCUCGGGCGCUGCAUACCAGGAAGGAAUGUAUAAUGACAUGCCCAUCUACGACGAUCAACACGAUGAUGUGGUCUGGGAAGGGAGAAGAGGAGAAGCUUAUGGAGCUAACGUCCGCAACAACCGAUCAUCAACUAUUGGAUCUCGAGAUGGCGACAACUACGAAUACCGCGAUAACCCUCGUCGAGCAAACACCUGGGCGGAUGAUGUGUACGAUAGGAUGCCAGGACGAAACAACGAUGGUUUUAAUGGCGUAGGAAACAGAAGCCGCUCGAGCACAUUGAACAACGAGUACUCGUAUUCUGACAACAAGCCAACCAGGCCUACCGCACCAAAACCAGUCUUCCGACAACGAACGGGAUCACUUGGUCCCAACCAAGCAAUCGCCUUGUUCACGUUCGACGCGGAUCAAGAGGGGGAUCUAAGCUUCAAGAAAGGCGACGUCAUUACUAUCACGAAACGAACAGAAAACAAGACAGACUGGUGGACCGGCCGGACAGAAGAUGGCCGGACAGGUAUUUUCCCUUCGAAUUAUGUCGAGACGGCUUCAAUUUCGUGAAAGGAAUAGCCGGCAGACGGACAUUUCUUGUGAUGAAGUAACCUUUAUACCCAUCUUCGUUUCUGUUUGAUUGGCCCAUCUAGCGUCGGAGUCUUUCAAGCUUUCAAAAAUGGGCUCAUGAUCUGGCGGCUUGGGUUACUUUCAUGGACAUGCACAAAAAAUACGAGAUACAUUGAAGGAUAUACAUUUGCAUCUUCAGCCUGGCUGCAGCGCCUGUUCCAUCAAGCCGCAUGCUUUUUCUGUCUUCCUCAAUCCCGUUCAGCUGACCGGCACCAGCGGUUGAUCCGUUCCAGGCAUUCUCUACUCGUACUCGCUGUCAUACUCAGAAGCAACCGACCACACCUCGACAUCGCGUCAGGGAGAGUCUCGCAUAUCCUGCCGGGAUACAUUCCGACCUCUGGAAUUCCAGUAUUCCGGACAGAGUUCUUCGCACGCCGCUUCGGCACGGAUAUCGAGAGAUGGCGUGGUACCGGGGUUGGUAUUGAUGAGCAGCCUGGCCGAUGUGGAUGAAACAGGCUUACACGACGUGGACGGACUCGAACGUCUGGUCUCACUCUCGUCAUGGGUGUUAAGAGCCCACUUUAGGUCUCAUUGUCUAUGGAAAGCUAGAGUCGAACUGAUGGCUAGGGAGGCCAUUUCUAGCACCAUUUCCAGUGGCAGACCUCUGACCUCUCCCGCGUCUGAUACCAUGGAACUUACCUUACCUUUGUUCUCCGUGAUACCAUCCUGUUGCGGAGCAUUUCAACUUUCUCAUUACCACCCGCUAAUGCGGUUUAGAGUGUCUUGCGAUAACGGCCUCGUUAAGUACUAACGUCCACAUUCAAGGUUGUUGUGGAGCAGUAUCUGCACCACCUUCAAUAAGCAUGAUUUGACGCGGCUUAGAGUGUAU
Exophiala xenobiotica is the source of this 2474-nucleotide messenger RNA. RefSeq lists its product as uncharacterized. Gene Ontology annotation, cellular component: actin cortical patch. The transcript is spliced from 3 exons. Gene Ontology annotation, biological process: actin filament bundle assembly; actin cortical patch localization. Gene Ontology annotation, molecular function: actin filament binding; phosphatidylinositol binding. The coding region runs from base 377 to 1585 and encodes 402 amino acids. The record is from RefSeq and is a predicted model, not a curated record. Lineage: Eukaryota; Fungi; Ascomycota; Eurotiomycetes; Chaetothyriales; Herpotrichiellaceae.